Molecule: messenger RNA, 772 nt
Organism: Nicotiana tabacum (common tobacco)
Lineage: Eukaryota; Viridiplantae; Streptophyta; Magnoliopsida; Solanales; Solanaceae
Source: RefSeq, a predicted model, not a curated record
UACACUCACUGCUUUCAAAGGAGAGCUGGGUGACUAUUAUUGCAUGGCAGCCAAAGCUGCUGGGAAGCAAUGUCCUGACUAUAAGCUGAGGGCCGCGGUAGCUGCCGAAUCUUCUACUGGUACAUGGACAACUGUAUGGACCGAUGGACUUACCAACCUUGAUCGUUAUAAAGGGCGAUGCUACCGCAUCGAGCAUGUUGUUGGAGAAAAAGAUCAAUAUAUUGCUUAUGUAGCUUACCCUUUAGACCUUUUUGAAGAAGGUUCUGUUACCAACAUGCAGGGAUAUGAGUAUGAUGAGGAGACAUUUGAGAAGAUAUUUAGAUGCAUAUAUGCUACUUUUGUUCCUUCUGCACCUUAUAGCAUAUUUCCUGAUUCCAAACCAUUUCUCGGAGAGGGGCAUCACAAUUGGGCUGGUCAGCAAUGCCGAGUAUCGGUAUCAGGACGUAAUUCUUGCUGCUUUAGGCUUGCAUCAGUUGUGACCCUCUUUUUUGUGUCUGAAACUAAAAUCAGGGAUCUGAGUGGGACUUUGGGCGUAUUCUCCGGUCUUGAAGGUGUUGAAAAACCCGAUCCAAGGUUAUUUGAGAUUGCCUUGAAGAGGGCAAGAAAUGUAGCACCGGAAGAAGUACUUCAUAUUGGAGAUAGCAUGAGGAAAGACUACUUGCCCGCGAGAAGUGUUGGGAUGCAUGCUUUGUUGUUGGACAGAUUCAGAACUGCAAAUCUUCAUGCACCAAAAGAUAUAAGCUUAAAGAGAUAUUUCACAGUCCUGCAUUGA